Messenger RNA from Paramecium octaurelia, 725 nucleotides. Lineage: Eukaryota; Ciliophora; Oligohymenophorea; Peniculida; Parameciidae. The record is from the annotation of a GenBank genome assembly.
AUGUUUACAACUCCAGAACUAAAUCUUGAUCAUCCCUAUAAUAUCAAUCAUUAUCAUUAUUUAUUCUUGAAGUGCCAUCCGAAUAUAAUCAUUGGCGAAGGUUUCUAAAGAACCAACUCAUACGAAUCUUUAAUUACAGAACAACAAAUUCUGAAAAAAAGAAAUGAAUAUUGGGUUAUUCUUCAAGGACUUUUUAGAGACUUAAAUUUUUGGAGAUCAGGAGGUGUGGUUAAAAACUAAAACAAGUUUUAGAUAUGGAUGAAGGUAAUUAUCCCUUUAAAAUUGUGUCAGAGAAUGAAAUGAGACAUUUAGAGGAUGCUAACUUAACUCUGGUAGAAAACAGCAUUUAGAUGGUCUAUGAUUAGUGUGGUAACUGAUACCCAUGUAUCUUGAGGUAAUCGAUAUUGGAUCCCCAUCUUUGUCAUCAACCUACCGGUAUCAUACAGCGAUUCUGGAAUCAUUACACUGAAUAAUGACUUCGAGGGAAAGGAUGUUACAGUAAUUGAUGAUUUUAUUUUUAGUUUAAAAUUAGAAGUGUUAGAAGGGAUCAGGAUCUGGUUGCGACCUAUAAUACCAAAGAUAGUGUUGAUUUAUUGGUUUAGGAAUUGAAGAUGAAAGAAAAUGUUGAAAUCGUGAGAUUAUUCAUAUAAGGGAAAUAAAUGACUCAGACUUUUGGAAAUUACGAUAUCACUGAUGAGUCGAUAGUACAAGCAUUCCUAUUUUGA